GGACGCAUCCCCGGUGAUGGAAAUGACAGACGAUGGACGAGCCGAACUGGCCAAGACUAGCUCCACCUUGCCAGAGAAACAGAAUCCUGUUGCUGCAGGAGGAACAGAAGCAGGUGAAGAAGGAGAUUGUGGUUUUCUACUAGAUCAGAGUGGAGCCUGGUGUGGUCUUCUCCUGUGGCUGCAGUGUGAAAGUGAACCAGAAGAGAUUCCUUUCGGCCUCACAUUUUCGGACUCAUGACGGAUCGCGGAUUUGCACCACGGGGAUACUUUCAAUGAUGGUUCGCCUCAAAUGUACAUUUUCACGGAGCAGCAGCAGCAGCAGCAGCAGCAGCUGAGGUUUCUUCCGAAGUGCGAGUGGAUAGUCGCAGAGUGAUGGAUACACACGAGUGCGCAGUGCUGAAACUUUUUGCUGUCGGAAUUCUGGUAAAUGUCUGGAUGACGAGAGGGCUGUCGGCCGCCGACGGCCUCAGCACGGAGCCCACCCCGCCCCGGCCGAGGGAAGCCUGCAACGAGUCCCGUCUUCAGUGGGAUGUGGAGGUCUGUGGAGAGGACUUCAAGCGGGACAUGGCGCACAUAGAUCCACAGUACUGGUGUAACCUCACACACUUCAUCAGUGAGUACCACCACUUCACCCUCUGCACAGAGACAAAGUCCCACGACGUCCACUGCUACUGGCCCAACCCGCUGGUGGAGAGCUACAUCAUCCACAUACACAAGCACUUUUUCACCAACUGCACCAUGGAGCGGGUGGUAUGGGUGGACCCGCCGGAGGACACGCUCACCAUCCUCAUCCUCGUCCCCGUGUUCCUCACGAUGGCCAUGAUCGCCCUGGUGGUCUGGUGCAGCAAGAGGAGUGAUAACAUGGCCUAGGAGGAGGGUAGGAUGGUGGAGGAGGAUGAAGAUGGACUGAAUUCACGCUCCCAUCCUCUUUUUACUGAAAACAGCACAACAAAGGAGGUGCACGGGGGGUUUGGGGGAUUGUGUCUGUUUGUCAAAUGUUUCUUAAGUGGCUCUACAAACCACCCACAUGUACUGCCGAGACGAGGAGAGUAGUCCCUGGUUACAGUUUUUUUUUGGUUACAGUAAAUGACAUUUACAUGUGACUAAAUUGCUACAGCAAAAUUUUGGCUGGAUUGUAUGUUCAGGGGCAACAUAUUACAUAUUCUAAAACAAAUGAGGAGCUUUUAUGAAAAGCUGCAGAGGCAACAGGAAACGGAUGGGUUGGAUGGUGGGUGUGCAAACCUCACAACUCUCUCCAGAGACCAGGUUCACAUUCUGAGUUGACCCUCAGUGGUUCAGGCAACAGCUGCACGUGGUUAGUGAAAGAUGGUGGUUUUGGUUCAAUGUAGAUAAUCAGGUUGUGUCUUAUUCUACAUUAACAGACAAGGAUCUGUAUAGAUAUGUCAUGUUUAGGAGACUGGGGUUCUUCUUUUCAAGCACAAAUAGCACAGAUUUGGUAAAUUUACUUUUUCACUUUCUUGCUUGAGAUGCACGAUGGAAGAAGAUGGAUACCACCAGUCCGCGAAAUAUUGGAAGGUAGCCAGCAGCAGGUUAACAAAUCUGAGCAUAAGCUAAACUGGCUUUGUCCAAAGGUUACAAAAAAAAUGAAUCUGCCCACCAGCCCCUCCACUGAUGAAAACUUGUCACAUUUCUUUGAUCUGCACUAAACCAAAUUUUGAACAAGAACUCACUGUCUGACGGCGUGAUAUGUGUCGACUGUGUCUUGACAGAAACCUGUGCUCAUGCAACUAGUGGCGACUCCAGGCAGGUUAUGUUUGGACAAAUGCACAAGCCUGAAACUCUCCUUUAAAAUGAACUGACUGUGUCGCGUUGGUCACAGAAGCUAGGAGAAGGAUCUGACUGAGACACAGAGGAUGUUGGUGGUUCAGUUGACGUCACUUAAUCAGGGAACUUGCCCAGCGGGGCAAUUGACCAAAUGUUGGGGCAUUCGGUCAUUCUGCACACGGAACUGGACCGCGGAGCUCAGAGAUUCUCGUCGGAGCACUGUAUCGUCGUCGAAGGCCAAAGUAUCCACCGAGCAUCAGGGGCUGUGACUGAACUGUACACUGGUGGACAGAAGUCUCCCAGAGGACACUUGUUAAAUCGUUCAACGUGACGGCUCGGAGGGGUGACAAAGAGGCGGACUGAACAUUGAGACUGCAACUCUGAUCUCACUGUUGAGAUACUGAAUAGACGGUUGCCACUGGAAAUGAAAGAAAAAAACACACUGGUAUUAAACCCAAAGACGAGGCAACACUAUGAUUUCUGUAUUUUGGGACUUCUUGUGACUUUUUGUGUGACUACCUGAGCCUCAAUGGACUGUUAUGUAACAGUGUAACUUAUCACAUACUGUUGAAUAAAUUACUGUUCAUAAUCACAAAGUGGAAACAACAUAACUAUGAGAUGACAUUGAGACCUCAUCCUGUACAGUUAUACUCUGUUCUGUGCCGUCUACUGUAUCUGCACUGCCUCCUCCAUGUUACUCGUAGAGUGGAAAUGAAACUAUUGUACACACUUUGUCUGUUCAAUGACAAAUGUCAAUGUCAGUCCUCACUAGGCAAACUGAACCCAGCACAGAUUUUUAAUGUUCUCGCGGAGCGUUAGACAUCCGUCUGUGUAAGUCGGCUCACACAUCAGAUGCUGUCUGUGAUUAAAUACCAAGUCUCUUGGUUUCUCUGCAUCGCUACACGAUGAAAACAACAUUCACUGGCAGUUUUGCGAUGCGAUGAAUCGUAGCUCAUCUCUUAACGAAUGUAUGGCAAAGCCACAGACGUGUGCUGUCUGCUGCCUCCUGGUUCUCUGAUCCAUCGUUGGCGUUAAGCAGAGUUUCCCUCAGAUAAAACUGAUCAAGGCGGGAGGUAAGACUCUCACCAUAUGAUCAUGGCUCAUUGUGAUACGGAUCCAGCUGGUCGGCACAAAUUUUAACCAACUUUGAAUAUCAGUCAUUAAUCUUGAUAUUUCUUCAUGUUCUAAGACCUCGAUUUUCUUUUUGCCCAAGAGGUUGUGACAUGCUCUUCUUAUUAAUUAUCAAGCGAACGUGAUCAAUCCAUUAGUCAAGCUGAUGGAGUUCAUCUCGUCCAUGAACACAUGGCAUUUACUGUCAUGUCGCACCACUGCUGGUUUCAUGUUAUAUUCUUAUUUAAAAGUGUGUUUCAACCCCAACAGAAACACUGCAGAAGAAAACUGUUUAAUAACCUGAAGUGUAUGAGAACAAAAUAAAAACGAUUGAAGCAUGAAGUCUACUAUAAGAAAGCUGGUCUCAGCAUCUUUAAGAAAUUAUAUAAAUUCCCUUUACUCUUCCACUCUCUGUGGAGUCUUUAGUAGCAGUAUUUUAUUGUAAUGAACUCCGAAGCACAAGCUUCAGUCAAUUCAGUCUAGCCCAAGGAGCUGAAUCCACAAUGAUUUAAAACCCUGUUAAUACCGACGCUGUCCAGAUUUAUCACAUCCCAGCUGACGAACCCGUCUGGAGUCGUCCACCGGGCUGCGCCAGCCACCUCCGCGCUCCCUGAAGCCUCCCCCUAGUUAUCAAAGUCCUUUUUAACCUGUCGUCUGAGGAGUGUGGAAAUGUGUGUGUGUGUGUGUGUGUGUGUGUGUGUGUGUGUGUGUGUGUGUGAACAUCCAUCACUGUCAAAAAGGAAAUGAUCAAUCAUUACCGGCUCACAAUCGUCACAUCCUGAAGGGAUCAUUUUAUCAUCUGCUCACUCAGUUAUUUCCUGUAUAUACUAUUUAAGGUCACAAAUAAAGUCGAAUCAAAGCCA
Messenger RNA from Scophthalmus maximus (turbot), 3758 nucleotides. RefSeq names its product receptor activity-modifying protein 3-like. The record is from RefSeq and is a predicted model, not a curated record. Gene Ontology annotation, biological process: G protein-coupled receptor signaling pathway; cellular response to hormone stimulus; protein localization to plasma membrane. Gene Ontology annotation, cellular component: membrane; signaling receptor complex; cell surface. The transcript is spliced from 6 exons. Gene Ontology annotation, molecular function: coreceptor activity. Lineage: Eukaryota; Metazoa; Chordata; Actinopteri; Pleuronectiformes; Scophthalmidae. The coding region runs from base 373 to 870 and encodes 165 amino acids.